Messenger RNA from Salmo salar (Atlantic salmon), 3897 nucleotides. The record is from RefSeq and is a predicted model, not a curated record. Lineage: Eukaryota; Metazoa; Chordata; Actinopteri; Salmoniformes; Salmonidae.
UAAUUAUUUUUUUAUUUUGUAGUAAAAAGCAAACUUCAGCGCCAAUGACAGUGUUGAACAAUACUGUUAGUUUUCCUCAUAGGCGCAUGCUAAUUAGCUAGCUAACGUUAGCAUGCUUGCUAUUUGUCUUGGUCCCUAGCCAACGUUCGUUUUGUAACUCAGUAUUGUAUUUUACGAACGUUAACGUUACACUACUUAUCAUUUUAGAUUAACUAGUUAGUUAGCUAAUAGUCCGUCUGUGAGAACUGUGAGGUUAGCUGCCCAAGUGUUUGUUUUGGCUCUCGCUUGGCUUGAUUCGGAUUCCUAGAUCAUGUGAACAACAACGCUUGAUGCUAGUCAGCUAAAAUUAGUUUGGCGUAACGUUAGUUUAGAAAGGAUGGCAGCCAAGAAACGACAACAGACGGUGAGUGGUGUCUACUACACAGACAUCCCGUGACUAAGAAAUAAUUGCAUUAGUCAAUAGGAUGCCAUUUGGCACACCAUUUUCUUUAAUCUGUAAUCCUUACAGUGACCUCUCCUUGGCUGUUUACCUGUGCAACAGGUUUAGCUCACACUACUCUGCGUUAAACUAGUUAGUUACACAGCGCUUUGGCUCGACCAGAAGAACGGGAGGACAGCAGGGAGAAUGGGAGGACUAGAUAGCUAGAUUGGGAAGAUCAUGAUGAAGCUGAAAACCUGUCUUGUAUUCUCAUCUCAAAGUGACUCCAGUCCUAUCUGUUCAGUUUGGUUACCAGCAGAUUUAGGACUGAAGGGCUCUCUGCCUGGAUGACAAGUACACAGCCUAUGUCCCUGAACACUGGUGAAAUUGCACAGGAACUAAGAAGAUGGAAGGACCUCUGAGGGGGUUUUGACAGAACAUGGAAUUUGACUGUAAUUAAGAGUUGAAUGAAUGUUUAUAAUAACUGAAUGGAGAUUUAAAGGCAUCUUAACAUCAGUGGAUUGUGGAAACAAAAGUAAAGGUGGUGACCAGGCUCAAGGUGUGGAGGCAGGUAGCCCAAAGGGCUAGCAACCGGAGGGUCGACGGACUGAAAUCCAGAGCCCUAUAGUAAGUACGUGGUUUGAGGAGAUAGCAAAGUAACUUUUUCAUCAACUCUUGAGUUCAACUCAGAACAACUGGUUCCACAAAAGUGGCUCACCUUUUAGCCAGGUACAUUUUUAGGGCGGGAACAAGUCCUUCAGUGCUAAACUGCUCCCGGGCAGGCUAACUCUAUUUAUCCUGAAUUAAGUGUCUGAGCCAGAAGUUGAGUCUCGUCUUCUUCGUUUGAGGUAGACAACCAAUUUUAAAUAUUUUAUUAAUAAAAUGUUUUUUUGUGGUAAAGAAAUAUUAAUGUUAAAAUAUUUAUCACAUUACAUAUUUAGUAAUAACAGAAUGCAUUUGAAACUACACGCACAAUACAACUUGUGUAUGACUUAAUACAAUUGUUUUAUCGAUUGGAGUGGGGGGAAAGCAGGGAUGCAAACUAGUCACCUUUCGCCAAAAUUUGCAGUUUUGAAUCUAAAAUAGGUGACCUACGUGAUUCGUGUAGAUCCAAUGAGAAGUUUUGGGAGGGGGGGAUGGGGUGGGUUAGGAUCACUACUGGCUGUAAGAGAAUGAUUGAUGCACGUUUUGAACAAUACUGGCUGUAUCCAAGGCUCAGCCAAUCGUUUACAUAACACAAUGCAAAGAAGAGACAACUAGUUAUAGCAUCAGCGCCCGCUCUAGAAAGGCAGUUUGCCAGUAUGAGCAGCGCGUCCCCUGAACGAUAACAAAGAGGUAUUUGUUUUAUUUAUUUAACCUCUAUUUGCCUAGGCAAGUCAGUUAAGAGCAAAGCAUUUUUGUCUAUAAUUUUCGGUUUGGCUAUUUGUUUCAAGGUAUAUGUGGUGGUUCUAGCUUGUUUGCCUUCCCGGGGCGAACCCCCCCCCACCUUCAGCGCCUACACCCGUGCCGCCCUGGGCGACUGCCCAUGUCGCCCAUACCUAAAUCCGCUACUGAUUUUGUGUUGGUCUAUAAAUAAAUCUCUGGCAAAAUUCGUCAUCUCUCCCAUGUCUUAUUUGACUAGUAGUUGUUCUGAAAUGUUUUUAUAUCUUGCCUACAUUUGACUCCCUCCUCUGUUUAAUAUAACACACAUACAUUUAAUUAUUCAUUUUGGUUGCCUAUCCUGACGUGAAGUUUGUUCUAUAGAAAGUAUUUGACUCUAGCCACAAAAUUUAAGGAAAUUGGGCACUAUCAUACCUAAUGUUUCUCCUCUACUGUAUGUGGUUUAUUUUCAGAAUGAGAGAAUUAAGUGAAAAUGAGAGGGUUGCUUGUUAAACAAGUGGAUUCAGGGAUCAAGUGGAGCUGGGCCUGGCUUAAGCUGGAGGCCACUAUAGAGAGCUGAUCUGAUUGGUUAAAAUGAUCUGAUUGGUUAAAAGACCAAUUACUGGAGGAGAAGAAGAAGGGAGAAAAAAACAAACAUAAUUGGUCUGUCUGUAAACACAGCCGGAGACGGAGGAGCUAGAUGCUGUGAAUGUGUGAAGCUCAUCCCAGCUGUGUGCAGGUGUCCUGGGCUAUGUAGCCAGACUUACACCCUGACAUGCUCCAGACCAACAACUACUCGCUGGUCCUGCUGGUCCAGCUGGGUUUGCUGACCUAUGACCUGUUUGUCAACUCCUUCAGUGAGCUGCUCAGGGCAGCGCCCGUCAUCCAGCUAGUGCUGUUCAUUAUCCAGGAUAUAGCCAUCCUGUUCAACGUGAUCAUCAUUCUGCUGAUGAUGUUUAACACGUACGUGUUCCAGGUCGGUCUGGUCGCUCUGUUACUGGAGAGGUUUAAAGGCUUACUGAUGCUGUCUGCCAUCUACCUCACUCUCAGCAUCUCCUUUCACUGCUGGCUAGUGAACCUGAGAUGGCUGGAAUCCAAUCGUUUCAUCUGGACGAACGGCCUGCGUGUCCUCUUCGUAUUCCAGAGGGUUGCUGCAGUGUUGUAUUACUACGUUUACAAACGGACAGCAGAGUGUCUGGGUGACCCGGGGCUGUAUCAGGAUUCUGUCUGGCUGAGGGAUGCCUUCGCCAGAGCUCGUCAGUGAGGAGGAGGAAAUGGAAGGAACAAUUACACCCCCAAAGGAUUUAUUACCAGGCGAGGCCUGCCAGGCUCUGUGUUGACUCACUACCUGGGUGAGCCAUGUUCAUUGGGCAUGAAACGGAAGAAAACUGAAAGAGGGAAGGACUCCCAGGUCCUGUCCAAUAAGAAAUAACCAUUAUUGUUUUCCCGCUUCAAAACAGUUUGACCCACUGAAAAUGACUCGGGGCUAGGAUGGAGCCAACGGGAAAAGUGAGAAACUGCAAUGGGUUUAUACAGCAGGAUGGACAGUGAUAGAUCAUCAAGUCUAUGUACCACACUACACGAAUAUGGACUAAUGUAACAAGUAGACAAGACACUAAAGGACAAUCUGAGGCAGACUCCUUUAUUUUUUAAACAGUACAUUCAUAAUGACAGCUAUUAAUUUAGUGUUUUUUACUAAGAUGGGAUAACGAUAGCGUCCCAAAUUGCACCCUAUUUCCUAAUAGAGUACACUAAAUAGGGAAUAGAAUGCAAUUUGGGAUGCACUCCUGGUUCUGGAACAACAGUGUAUAAGAGUUGUUACUGGUUCCCUCAGGUGAGAGAGGAAGUCCUGGGGCUCGAUUCAAUCCAGAAGGUCUGUGUUGUAGCGUGGUUGAAAUAUCAAGGUCAUUUCCUGUUGAGACGAUGUAUGCAAAUGUUUACCCUGAAGGAAGUCUCCGCUAUAAUGCUGAUCCUGGUUCAGUUUGUCUUGUAGAUAAGAUGUGCCGUUUACACAAUUUAUGGAUAUUCAUUUAUUUAAUUUUUUUAACCGUCAAGUUCAAAUUGUCAAUCCAACACUUUUUUUUCUCUUCUCCUUUUAUAAAAAAUGCCUGUUCUCUGUG